Vitrella brassicaformis is the source of this 2731-nucleotide messenger RNA. Lineage: Eukaryota; Vitrellaceae. The record is from the annotation of a GenBank genome assembly.
CCCAUGUCUGCACAUCUGCACAGCUGCGACUAUAGCUAUUGCAGGUCUCCUAGCCGACCAACCAAGGAGCCAUCCAUCCACGCACCCACCCAUCCAUUCAUCUACCGUCCGUCCCUUGAUUACACGUGAGAGACAGAUAGCCUCUCUUCUCUCACACACACACGCACCACCCACCACCCACCCACAGCCACCCUCACCCUCACCCGAGCCUGACGCGCUUGCUGGGUGGCGCCCGCGUGUCCCCCUCUCCCGUCACCUCAUUAUCGCCUCUGCGGUUGCUGCCCUUGCCCCCCUCCCCACUCGCCAUAUCGUAGGUGGGCGUCGGCUCGGCCCGGACCUGCUGCUGCUUCUUGCCCCGGCUGGGACGGGGGGGCGACCUGGUGUCUGUGUCUCUGCCUGCAGGUUGUUCGUCGAUGUGGCUGGUGUGCGAGGGAUGUCGCCUGUGACGGGGUCGAGGGCAUUGGGGGACGGGAAGCUACCUGCACACACAGACACACACACACACACACAGAGAGAGAGAGAGAGAGAGAGGGUGGGUGGUGGUUGAUUGGGUUGUCUGUCUGUAGCCUUUCGCAGAGCAUACACACCAGAGAGGUCGAAUCGCCAGGGGUGUUUGUCGCCUUCAGUGCGCUUCAGGAACGGCACCGCCUCGGGACUAAAGGAACGCCCACGCCACACAGCGACACACACAGCGAAACUGGUCACUUAUGGUGGGUGGUGGGUAGCUGUAUGACCCUACCAUGCGACAAAGGCUCUCUUGAGCCAUCUCUCGUUCAUCCGAUCCUUGCUGAAAUUGGCACCCUUCAUCUCCUCACGACCUACACACACACACACACCCCAAACAGAAAACAAACAGGGACGGCCAUGGAUUGCCCCUGUCUGUCUGUCUGUCCGAUUCCCCCUUCCCACCCUCCCUGUCUCAGGCACGCACUCACCGUGCAUCGAGUAGAGGUUGUCGACGAGCAGCAGGCCGCCCGGCAGCAGCUCCACCUUCUCGGCACGCUGGUUCAUGAAGCCCAUCAGAGCUGACAGCGCCUCCUUGGCCUGACACACACACAAAACACACACACACACACACACACAUGUAAUGGUAUGAAGAAUAAAUGGAUGAAGGGAGUGGGGAAUGACGCGGCCUCACCUCCGUGUCACUGUCAUCAGCGGCUUUCAGAGGUUUGAAGUCGCCCCGGAGGAUCAUCGGCCCCUUCUCCGCUGUCCCCCGCUGCAGCACCGCCAUCGGCUUCUCAGUACGCUCCUUCGCCAAAGGCGUCAGGAAUUCGGACCUGUGACACAAAAUACUCUCACACACGCGGGGGCGUGGACGCCUGGUGAGUGGCGCGUGUGGCUGGCUGACCCUGGUUGAUGAAUCUGGGCUGCAUGAGUGUGGAGAUCUGCUCCUGCGAUAGGCAGGUCGACAACUCCUCUGCGGAGGGCACGGGGGCGAUGGUCGUCUGUGGGGUGGGUGUGCAGAGAGGCAAAUUUCACGCGUGGCGUUUGUGCAGUGGAUGUGAUGUGCAGCUUACGCCUUCGUCUCGGGGGUUGCGCAGACACAGCAGCACCAGGUACCGCUUCCUGCACACACAUAUUGACACACGAAACACGCCUGUGUGCCAUGCAGGUAGACACAAACAUGCCUACCUGCAGGGGUGGUACGAGUCUUCCACGUGCAGGCGCUUCUCGUUGACGUCGCCCUCAGACACGUCAUUCUAGAACUCCACUGGCCCUUCUGCAACAAUCACACACACACACACACAUGUGGGUGGGGUGGUUGCAUACGGCUGUCGUGUGUGUGCGCAUCGGUCACCCCCUCGGGCAGCUCCUCCUUGGCAUAGGUGUUCUGGAAUCGGGGCGGUGAUUCCAUGACCUCGUGCGUCUGUGUCAACCAACGAACAGCACACACACACACACACAUGGCCAUGCAUCCACACGACGGGCCCGGCGUGUGUAUGGUGGUGCGUGGUGUGUGUUGCCCUCUUUGUGUCUGUGUCUGUGUGUGUGUGUGCCCACCAGGUGGCCGCCCUGCAGCAGGUCCCAGGUGUAGGGGAUGGAGCCGAUGGCUUUUGCAACACAGAACCCCCCAACCAUCACCUGAUUGAUGUAUACGGACGGACGGCCACACGACGCGCAGACGAGUGACUGACUGCUCGCACUGAGUGUGGCGGCUAAGUGUCUGUCUGUUCGCCCCUGACGUAUACCUACCGCUACGUCACAGGUGGUGUUGCGUUCGAGCAUGGCGAUGUACUCGUGCUGCUUGGCCUCGUCUUUGGGGUACGCCCGCUGCACCUCGAUCUCACACGUAACCUGCCGGCAAGACAGAGCAACACAUGGGCAUCUCUCUCGUGUGUGUGUGUGUGUGUGUUUACGCUGGGUGUGGGUCUGCUGUGUAAGUCGUGCCGUAUGUCGGCAGGGUCGACGAAGGCCGACACCUUCAUGCUGCUGGUGGGCUUCAGGCGCGCCUUGAACAAGUCAACCACCUCAGACAAACCUCCACCACCCUCACACAACUCAUCCAUCUGCAGUGCACACCACACAGAUAAUAACAGCCGGCCUCUUCUUGGUUGCAUUGUGCAUGUGUUCACCUUCUCUGGGAAGGAAUGGUCAUCAGGCAGCGUGCCCUCCUUCUGCAGUGUGCUGGCUAUGGACCAGAUGCGCUUCCGCAGCUCUGGCGGGAGUUCGAUGGUCGGCAGGGUCGGCUGCUUCGGAUCCGCCAUUGCCGAUGAGUGCACAAGUAACG